This is a messenger RNA of Drosophila hydei, 1539 nucleotides long. It is a transcript of the gene Rim2, whose product is annotated as mitochondrial carrier protein Rim2. Gene Ontology annotation, molecular function: pyrimidine nucleotide transmembrane transporter activity. The record is from RefSeq and is a predicted model, not a curated record. Gene Ontology annotation, cellular component: mitochondrial membrane; mitochondrion. Bases 460 to 1539 code for a protein of 359 amino acids. NCBI's taxonomy places the organism in Eukaryota, Metazoa, Arthropoda, Insecta, Diptera, Drosophilidae. Gene Ontology annotation, biological process: pyrimidine nucleotide import into mitochondrion; mitochondrial transport. The transcript is spliced from 7 exons.
ACAGACGUGUGUAUUAUCUUCGACUUAAUUGCUGAAAUCGCCGAAAAUCAAAGCAAAAAAAUAAUUUAUGAAUUUCAUACAUAUUUUAGCCAGCUAGAGGCAAUAAAGUGUAACUUAAUUAUAAUAGUGCUCAAUUUGGUGAUAUAUUUAUCAAUAUUUUAUUUCUUGGUGCUUGAUAAGAAAUCCGUGAGAUUUGUUGUUGCAGUUGCAUAACCCCCGCGACCAUUAUAAGCGCCAAAAUAAGAACGUUCGAAGGCAACAAAAACAACAAAACAACACUACUACAAUAAUAAUUUCAUUGUCGCUUAUUCAAAACAAAACCAAAAAGAGCGAAUAGCGGCGAAUAUAAAAAAAUUCCAUUGCUGGGAGCACAGCCGUUUCCCCGGCUUCGGGGCCUCACAGGCCAUCGAGCUACAGGCGCUCGUUAAUAACAUUUUAAGGGAAAAUCAAAGUUCGAUAAUGUCCCAAAAUCGUGAUACGCUGAUACAUUUGCUAGCCGGCGCAUCCGCUGGCACAGUUGGCGCUGUGGUCACAUGUCCCUUGGAGGUGGUCAAGACGCGUCUGCAGAGCUCGACGGCAUUUCUGCCGACGGCGACGUCGACGCGUAUUGUUGAGCCAGCCGGCGGACCGGCAAAUGGUGGCGCCUCCGAGCUGUUGCGGCCGGAACAACGACGUAAGCUAAGCACAACGAUAUUACGUAACAGAUCACAGCCACAGAUUAUGGCUAUAUCACAUUGCGGCAUCUCCUCGACUACCACAAAAUCCAUGAGCAUCAUGCAGUGUCUGCGAUACAUUGUACAAAACGAAGGUCCCCGCGCUCUCUUCAAAGGUCUUGGACCCAAUUUGGUGGGCGUAGCCCCAUCGCGUGCCAUAUACUUCUGCACCUAUUCACAGACAAAGAACUCGCUCAACAGUUUGGGUUUCGUUGAGCGCGAUUCGCCCUUGGUUCACAUCAUGAGCGCUGCUAGCGCUGGAUUUGUCGCAUCGACGGCAACGAAUCCCAUUUGGUUUGUGAAGACGCGAUUGCAGCUGGACUACAAUUCGAAGGUGCAAAUGACGGUGAGGCAGUGCAUCGAGCGGGUCUAUGCACAGGGCGGCAUUGCGGCCUUCUACAAAGGCAUCACAGCGAGCUACUUUGGCAUCUGCGAGACGAUGGUGCACUUUGUCAUCUACGAGUUCAUCAAGUCGAAGCUGUUGGAGCAGCGCAAUCAGCGGCACACGGAUACUAAGAGCUCACGUGAUUUCCUCGAGUUCAUGAUGGCUGGCGCUGUGUCGAAAACAAUUGCCUCCUGCAUUGCUUAUCCCCAUGAGGUGGCACGAACGCGUUUACGCGAGGAGGGCAACAAAUACAAUACCUUCUGGCAAACGUUGCACACGGUGUGGAAGGAGGAGGGACGCGCCGGACUGUAUAGAGGCUUGGCCACGCAGCUGGUGCGACAGAUACCCAAUACGGCGAUCAUGAUGGCCACCUAUGAGGCGGUGGUUUAUGUGUUGACGCGACGCUUUAACAACAAAUCGAAUGAGUUUUACGAUUUUUAA